AGGAGUUUGCAGCACUUACUAAGGAGCUCAAUAUCUGCCGGGAGCAGCUUCUGGAACGGGAGGAAGAAAUAGCUGAACUGAAGGCCGAGAGAAACAAUACUCGGCUCCUCUUGGAACAUCUGGAGUGUCUGGUUUCACGGCAUGAGCGCUCUCUGCGAAUGACAGUGGUGAAGCGGCAGGCUCAGUCUCCAGCAGGAGUGUCGAGUGAAGUUGAAGUUUUGAAAGCACUAAAGUCCCUCUUUGAACAUCACAAAGCUUUAGAUGAAAAGGUGAGAGAACGGUUACGUGUAGCUCUGGAGAGAUGUAGCUUGUUAGAAGAAGAGCUGGCGGUAACACACAAAGAGCUUAUGAUUUCUCGAGAACAGAACAAUCAAAAGAAGAUAUAUAAUGAUGUGACCGGGGACCAGAACCAAGAUCAAGAAAAUGCACCAAACACUAAUGGGAAGAGAUCAUCCGAUGACUCUUUAAAUCACAACGAAGACCUAUCGAAAGUGAUGGAGCUCCAGGAUGUGAUCGAUAGACAAGCCAAGGAGCAAAGCCAGAUGAAGGAACGUCUGGCUGUCCUGUCCAACAGGGUCACUGAGCUGGAGGAAGAUCUCGACACGGCAAGGAAAGAUCUCAUUAAAUCAGAAGAGAUGAACACAAAACUGCAGCGGGACGUACGAGAGGCCAUGGCUCAGAAAGAAGACAUGGAGGAGAGAAUAACGACCCUUGAAAAACGCUACCUCGCCGCACAGCGUGAAGCCACAUCUGUGCACGACCUCAAUGACAAACUUGAAAACGAAAUCGCUAAUAAAGAAUCGGCACUAAGACAGAGUGAAGAAAAGAAUCGGCAGAUCCAGGAGCGGCUUGAAUUGGCAGAACAGAAACUUCAGCAGACAAUACGGAAAGCAGAAACCUUGCCUGAGGUGGAAGCGGAACUGGCACAGAGAGUGGCUGCUCUUUCUAAGUCUGAGCUUUUGUCUUCGGGAAAGCCUCCUGCUAAGGAAUCUAAGCUGUUGGGACUUGCGCCCGUGCCUAGGAAGGCGGAAGAGAGGCAUGGCAAUAUUGAGGAGAGGUUACGACAAAUGGAAUCUCAGCUGGAGGAGAAAAACCAGGAGCUGCAAAGGGCCCGACAGAGAGAGAAGAUGAACGAGGAACAUAAUAAGCGUUAUCUGAAACUGUGGACAAGCUUCUGUCAGAGUCAAAUGAGAGGCUACAACUUCACCUCAAGGAGAGGAUGGCAUCUAUAGAAGAUAAGAAUGCCUUAAUUAGAGAUGUGGAAUCUGCCAAGAAACUCAUUGAGGAAAUCCAGCAUGAAAAGGAUCAGCUAGUGCUUGAAAUAGAAUCACUGAGAGCCGAAAAUGAGCAAGUCAGGAUACGGGCAGCAUCCCUUCACCAUAGCCGGCCUCACCUUGGCAGUGUGCCCGACUUUCGAUAUGCUCUUGCUCCUUCCUCUUUAUCCGACAGCCACUCAGACUCUUAUAGUUCUGCAAUGGUUCUACGAAGGCCGCAAAAAGGACGGUUGGCUGCUCUUCGCGAUGAGCCCUCAAAGUAGGUACAGACUCUUAAUGAGCAGGACUGGGAACGAGCCCAGCAAGCUAGUGUACUAGCUAAUGUAGCCCAAGCUUUCGAGAGUGAUGUCGAUAUAUCUGAUAUGGAGGACGACAGAGACACCAUUUUCAGCUCUGUGGAUCUUCUUUCCCCUUGUGGCCAGGCAGACGCUCAAACGCUCGCGGUUAUGUUGCAGGAGCAAUUAGAUGCCAUUAAUAAGGAAAUCAGAUUGAUUCAGGAGGAGAAGGAGACGACUGAGCAGAGAGCUGAAGAGAUCGAGUCUAGGGUGGGCAGUGGCAGUUUAGAUAACCUUGGACGGUUCCGGUCGAUGACCUCUAUUCCCCCCUCUUUCCCUGGCUCUACUCUUGCUGGCUCCUCCCCACCUGGAAGUGGGCGCUCCACUCCCAGACGAAUGCCUCACAGUCCUGCCCGGGAAGUGGACAGGCUAGGUGUUAUGACCUUGCCUAGCGAUUUAAGGAAAUACCGUAGAAAGCCUCCAGGUACUGAUUCUCGAGAUGACAAGACUACAAUACGAUGUGAGACUUCCCCUCCUUCCUCUCCCAGAUCUUUGCGACUAAGCUCAGUUCAUAAAGGAGCAUUGCACACUAUGAGCCAUGAGGACAUCCGAGACAUUAGAAAUUCUACAGGAUCACAGGAUGGUCAAGUAAGCAAUCCCAGUAGCAGUAACAGCAGCCAAGACUCUCUCAAUAAAGCCCCAAAGAAGAAAGGAAUAAAGUCAUCCAUUGGUCGGCUUUUCGGCAAAAAAGAGAAGGGUCGGCCUGGACAACUGGGGAAAGAAACUCUUGGGCCAGGUGGAAUUCCAGAGUUUGAGAGCACAUCCCAAGAAUCUCUUGGACUGGCAAAGCUGGGAGGUCAAACUGAGAAGAACCGAAAGCUACAGAAAAAGCACGAGCUCUUGGAAGAGGCACGGAGACAGGGCUUGCCAUUUGCACAGUGGGAUGGUCCAACCGUGGUUGUCUGGUUGGAGCUUUGGGUCGGGAUGCCUGCCUGGUACGUGGCUGCCUGUCGGGCCAAUGUGAAGAGUGGGGCAAUAAUGUCUGCUUUGUCAGACACUGAAAUCCAGAGAGAGAUCGGUAUCAGUAACCCACUUCACAGGCUAAAGCUGAGACUAGCUAUCCAGGAGAUCAUGUCUUUAACCAGUCCAUCAGCUCCUCCAACCUCGAGAACGUCCACGGGAAAUGUCUGGGUUACUCAUGAAGAGAUGGAAACUCUCACAGCCUCUCCACAAACGCAGGAAGAUGAGGAGGGAAGCUGGGCUCAGACCCUCGCAUAUGGCGACAUGAAUCAUGAGUGGAUUGGUAACGAGUGGUUGCCUAGCUUGGGCCUGCCUCAGUACCGAAGUUAUUUUAUGGAGUGCCUUGUUGAUGCUAGAAUGCUGGACCAUUUGACAAAGAAGGACCUCCGUGGACAGUUGAAAAUGGUGGACAGCUUUCACAGG
Molecule: messenger RNA, 2992 nt
Organism: Staurois parvus
Lineage: Eukaryota; Metazoa; Chordata; Amphibia; Anura; Ranidae
Source: the annotation of a GenBank genome assembly